CACAGCUGAAGAACAUUAAUCAUUUCGGUCCAAAGUUGCUGCAUUUCCCGCUUGGGGAAUAUGUCUGACAAUGGGAAGAGGAGGAGAGUCACUAAAUUGCUAAAAAAAAGCAUAAGCUGAACCAGAGAGCCAAAGGGACCCAGGUCUUUGCGAAUGAUGUGGUCCCUCGUGUUGUAUCUGCUGCCGUCUUCAGCCUGGGGUUUCCCUUAUUCUGAAUGGAAUGUCAAUGCUCCCAGGGCUGUAGAAGGGGCAGAAGGUUCGUGUUUGAUUAUUCCUUGCCAAUGUCGCUAUCCCAGAAAUAGCGAACUCCAGACGGCCAUGUGGCUGAAGGGGGAGAAAGUCAGUGGGAUUCUGGUGAUCUCUUCCAAUGGGGGCACAGACCCCAGUUUCAAAAACCGAGCCACACUCACAGGCAACUGGGAGACCGGAAAGGAUUGCACUUUGAAAAUAACCGAUUUACAGAAGAGCGAUGAAGGGAUCUAUCAUUUUCGAAUGUCUGAUCAGAGUCGGCAAAAUUAUUCAGAUCCUGAUGGUGUCUCAAUAAAAGUGGUUGAUGUGCCUGAAUUGAUAAAAAUAUCAGUGCCGGGUGACGUGCGGGAGAAUGUGGAGGUGAGCCUGCUCUGCUCAGUGAGUUUCCUCUGUCCCGGUUUGCUGAAAUGGUUUGACACUGAGGGACUGAACAUGUCAUCAUCAACCGCAAGCUCACGGCCUAGACUCGCUGUACAAGCCAGCCAAAGCAUUCUGAAAUUUAGCCCGUCUUACCGGGACCACGGGAGGAUUCUGACAUGUGGAUUUAAAACAGCGAGCGGUGAAAUUCGCAAUGCUACCACCACAUUAAAUAUCCCGGUGACAGAAACAAUGGUGAAGAUCCUGCUCUGUAUUCUCAUCAUCAUGUCCACAGGAGCUAAUGCUGACAUGAUAACAACUUCUCUAACUUCAGAUGUUUCAGGAGAAAUGGAGGCAGGAACUCAAAUGGUGCGGAAAGUCAGGACAGUGAACGGAGAAGGACAUGAUGCCCCACGAGAUGUUACCGUUGUUCGCACUGAGCCACUGGGAGAGGUGAAGGAGGGAGACCGGGUGACCUUGACCUGUAACUCCAGGAGUAAUCCAGAAGCUGGCUACACCUGGUUUAAGGACAAUGUGAACAGAGCAGCUCGCAAGGGGACAGGGAAAGUCCUGACCAUUCACUCCAUCAGCCCAACCGAUUCUGGAGAUUAUUACUGCAAAGCGGAAAACCAGUUUGGAAACUCCACCUCAAAGAGCUUCAGGAUCGAGGUGCUCUAUGCCCCUCGGAACAUGAAGGUGUUGAUCUCUCCAUCGAACAGUACGAUACACGAAGAUGACAACAUCACCCUGAGCUGCACCAGUGACAGCAACCCCCCACCCACCUGGUACAAGUGGACACGGAGACGUGGAGAGGAGACUGAAGACCUGGUAUCGUCUGAGAUAGACCUGACCUUGUACGGAAUCACUCACAAACAGGAGGGUGUGUAUUCCUGCCAAGCGGGGAACACUGUCGGCACCAACGAGUCAGAGGGCCACAGGAUAGAGGUUGCACGCCGCAUCAGGCUGAGCAUGGGACUGAGCACUUGCUCAGGGACGGUGGAGGUUAAGUAUGGCGGUACUUGGGGAUCAGUUUGUGAUGACCACUGGGGCAUGGCAGAGGCAAAUGUAGUCUGCCAGCAGCUGGAGUGCGGGCACGCGGCCGUCGUUGUCAACUCCUCUGCGUUUGGCCUCAGGAAGGGCCCCGUCAAACUGGAUGAUGUGAACUGCACCGGUGCAGAAAGCUUCUUGUGGGACUGUGUUCACCGAGGCUGGGAUCAGCACGACUGCACUUACAAAGAGAACGCAGGGGUCAUCUGCUCAGACCCUGAGGGGAUCCGCUUGGCCGAAGGCCCCCACCGCUGUAGCGGGCGCCUGGAGAUUCUUUUCAAUGGGACGUGGGGCACAGUUUGCGACGAUGAGUGGGGCCAGGCCAAUGCUGACGUGGUGUGCGAGCACCUGAAGUGCGGCCUGCCCACCAGCUACGCGGGGGAGGAGGGUCUCCACCCCAAGGGCAGCGAGGGAAGCCCCAUCUGGCUGGACGACGUGCAGUGCCGCGGCAGCGAGCCAGUGAUCUGGGCCUGCCGUUCUGCCUACUGGGGCGAGCAUGACUGCCAUCACAAGGAGGAUGUCAGGGUGGACUGCGAAUGUACGCACCAUUGGUGGCCUGUGUCGCCCCGGGGGGACAGACGAGACGAAGAGCCUGACUCCCUGGCACUGAGAUCCCAACCCGAUCCGGAAAUUCUCACACGGCAUCGGGAAGCUGGAACGAACAGGGAUUACAGCAGGUGUGCGCUGCGCUGUGACAUCAAGCUACCCAUCGAAUUACACAGACCAUCUGUUAUAACAGUGAACGCAAAACCUCGUUUACACCCUCAGGACACAAGGCAUUUCAUUGGGAAAGCAACAGCGCAAUCUGACUUGAUAUUGCUGAGGUCACACCACGUGGCCUCAGCGUAUGAUCCCUUCAGAGACGACUUAAUUCCCAUCGUAGCCAGUAUCAUUCUGGCUGUUCUUCUCAUCAUUGUGACCUCCGUUCUCAUCUACCAGAUCUCCAAGAGAGACGAGCCACUGCUGAGCCGGAGCCCCGCCCCACGGGUGGAUGGAAUCUACGAAGAUAUCGACUACGGCCGGGUCAAGCGCUUCUCGAAGAUAUCACACGUUUCAGAAGCGACGAAUUCCAGCACCUCCCUGAACAAGAUCGACUAUUACGUAGAUGGUGAACUGCAGGAGGAAUCUUCUGCUCUCCCAGAGGGAUACGAUGAUGUGGACAGUGGCAAACCCCUGGAGAAGAAGGAGUAUUACGAUGACGUGGAAGGAGAGAUGGUGGAGGCUAUCGAGUUGGAAGUGCUGGGAGGUGAUAACACUGGCGUGCGAUGUUCCUCUGGUAAACCUGGAGACGGCUACGACAAUAUCGCCGACUGGAGCUCCGGCCGUCCGUCAACAGCCAAAGCAGGCUGGCCGAUCCUGGAGAUCUCGGGUUGA
Messenger RNA from Stegostoma tigrinum, 3027 nucleotides. RefSeq names its product B-cell receptor CD22-like. The record is from RefSeq and is a predicted model, not a curated record. The transcript has 20 exons. Bases 154 to 3027 code for a protein of 957 amino acids. Gene Ontology annotation, cellular component: membrane. NCBI's taxonomy places the organism in Eukaryota, Metazoa, Chordata, Chondrichthyes, Orectolobiformes, Stegostomatidae.